Molecule: messenger RNA, 2175 nt
Organism: Penicillium salamii
Lineage: Eukaryota; Fungi; Ascomycota; Eurotiomycetes; Eurotiales; Aspergillaceae
Source: the annotation of a GenBank genome assembly
AUGAGUGGGAGAUUUCCCUUACCCGAGUAUCCGGACAAUAAUACAGAUGAUUGGAUUCCUGAUUAUCCACCUUCCGACUUUCCCUGUCUGGAACUCCGAACCGAUCGCGUUAAUGCCAAGGUAGCCAUCCCUCGCAACGCACCUUCGAGUAAUUUAACUGCCAGUGGUCGGACUAGUCGAGCAUGUGAAAAUUGCCGGGAACAAAAGGCCAAAUGUAGUGGCCAUCGCCCGGUUUGCCAUCGAUGCCAGGAUGCCGGGGUGCAGUGUUCGUAUGGCGACCGGAAAAAGGAGAAGACGGUGAAACAGUUGAACGAUCUGUCCAUCAAAGUGGGAUCUCUCCAGGCCUUGCUGCGUGACAUUUACCAUACACUCGAUGCUUCGUCAGCACACCAAGUCGAUCAAUGCCUGGAAGAUCUAAACCUACGCACUCCUCUUCUUCCCACUUCCACCCUUGCAAUAUCCCAACCACUUCUCUCCGAUGUAAUCGCUUGCCCGGUGGUCACUCCACCUGGGGUGGUAGACUACACCGAGGAGGACUUCAAUCGUGAUGAAAAUGCACAGGCGAUGGGAUUUGUGGGCGAUUAUUCAGAGAUCGCAUGGUUGUACAGACUCAAACGCGACCUCGAUCAUGACACUUCCUUGCCAACCAAAGAGCCCCCUGAACCUCCUGCUAUGUCAUCCGUGAACUACUUCCAAGACGACGCCGAAAUCCCUGUCCACAACAACCUCGACCUUGCACGCCGACCACCUCAACACAUUGCUGACAGGCUCGUGGAAGACUAUUUCCAUGCAGUUCAUCCCCUGUUCCCCAUCCUGGGGAAAGCCAUUUUCCUAAAUCAAUACCGAUCUUUCUAUUCGGACCCGAGCCGCCGACCUGGGAGGCGCUGGCUGGCUGUCAUGAACAUGGUGUUUGCCAUUGCCACCAGAUACGGGCUCCUCACAAACAAGCCCCAAGUGGACCACGGGGACCACUCGGAGUAUUUUGCCCGAGCCUGGAAGUUGGGUGGAAGUGGAAGCAAUGUACUGCUCGAUCAUACAAACCUGCAACAAACACAGGUCGAGAGCCUUGCGGCAUUUUACCUCUUGUCGAUUGGGCAAAUAAACCGGUCGUGGCGAUUCACUGGGAUUGCGAUCCGCUCAGCGAUGGCAAUGGGAUUAAAUCUUCGGAGUGAAACUGAAAGCAUCACACAUUCUUCGCGAGAGCUCCGGUAUCGAGUUUGGUGGGCGUUGAUUCUGCUGGAUACGGUAUUAUGUGAGGUUACGGGUCGUCCGCCCAGCACAGGGCACGCUUUUUGCACGACACCACUCCCGAUCCCAUUUCUUGAGGAGGAUAUCGAGGAUGAGCGUGUUUUGCAGCUGGUCUCCAGUCUAGGGGCACGAAGCGCCUUUCUCUCAUCCUUGCUGUCAGAUCCUCCCGUUCUAUUAUCCAAAGAAGGCCCCGGACAGCUGCGAAACAGGGAUAAUCAAAAACAACCCGAAGAAAAGUCUGGCCAGUUAGGCCUUGAUAUUUUGACGCCGAAUGCCUCUCUAUACUUUCUAUAUGCAGUGGAUCUAGCUCACCUCUUGCAAAGGGCUGUUGCUGCCAUUCAUGUCCCUAGUUUGACGCGGCAAUCAUGGUACGAGGUUGAAGCAGCAAUUUCCACUUUCAAUGGCCAUGUCGAUAACUGGCUUUCUCGUCUCCCGGUGCAAUUUCAACCUACUUCCUCAUACCCGGUCCAGGAAUUCCUGGAACAGCGUGUCGGCCUGGCGUGCCGGUUCUAUGCCGCCAAAAUGAUCAUUCUGCAACCUUGCAUUCGCCGCCUUGUACAAAUGCCUUUGGAAGCAAGUACCCCGGGAACAGUGUGUGACAACCUGGCUGCAAUUUGUGUCCAGUCAGCCGGCCAAAUGAUUGACCUGUUACCUGAAAUUGGAAACACAGAUUCGCUUUACGGUGUCGCCCCUUGGUGGUGCAUCCUGCACAAUAUCAUGCAGGCCACAAGCAUUUUGUUGACUGAGCUUUUGACCCGCACAAUUCCACAUACCGCUCAGGCUUCUAACGUGGCUUCUAAGCUAAAGAAAGCCAUUGAAUGGCUACAUGCAAUGUCUGCCAAAGAGGAAGCCUCGCGCUGCGCCUGGGUCAUCUGCACUGAGAUUCUCUCGCGUCAUGGGUCGAAGUUUGAGCUCGACUUCGUCUAG